UGGAAGGAAGGUAAAAAGGUAAGAAGGUGUACGAUACGAGAAGAGGAUCGCGUGGUGGGACCAAACGAAGCUAGGUGGUCAACUCCCGGUUACUUUGAAAGGCAGUAAUCAAGUAGCCUGCAACAUGACGCGAUCAGGACCACCCUUGGCCUCGUGCUCCUGCUGCUACCACCGCUCGUCAGAAAAAAAUAUAACUCAAAGUGCUCCGACUAACAAGUACAAAUCGUCGAAGAAGUUUCUGAACCACGCUACAGUCGUUGCUUUUAUCGUCAUCUCGUUAUCAAAUUUACAGCAACCAUGCGAGGCAGCUUUCUACGGAAAAUCGCUCGGGAAGCUUACGGAAUAUCAUCACGGAGUUUCCGGUGAGGUGUUCGCUGUCGAUGCAAGAACUCUUUACAUCAAAGAUCUCACAUACGACGGUGAAGGGCCAGCCGCUUAUUUCUACGCCGGGAAUUCGAAAGCACCGAUUAUAAAUGGAUUCAGAGUACCGGACGAGAAAGGAAGAACUGGACUUCUAAGAAAAUACAGAAAAGAGGAUAUUACUUUAACAUUGCCGGAGGGAAAAACGCUCAACAAUAUAAGAUGGUUCUCGCUCUGGUGCGACGAUUUUUCUGUGAACUUCGGAGACGUUAAGAUACCUCGUGGAUUCGAUUAUCCAAGGCCUCAAAAACUGGGAACGCUAAGUGGCAUUCACGGUGUCAGUUCGGAACCAAUUGUUGUAGUCGACGCUCAAACCCUUCUCAUCCCCGGUUUCAGUUACGACGGAGAAGCGCCUGAUGCCAAAUUUUGGGCGGGUCCUGGUCCUAGUCCGACACCACAGGGUAUAAAAAUUCCCGAUGAAAAUGGAAAAACGGCACCCCUUCGCAGAUACGUUCAAAAAACAAUCGUUCUAACGUUACCUGGAGAUCUGACGGUCCACCAGCUCGGACAUUUCGGAGUCUGGUGCGAAGCUUUUACCGUUGAUUUUGGCCACGUCAAAAUUCCACAGAAUUUGAACGUACCCCCUUCAUUGAAAAUGCUAGGAGUUUCACCACAGUCAAAAUUGAACUGCGAAAUCCUUCAAGAUGACUUGGCCUUCGAAGUGAGAUGGGCAGUAGCCGGAGACAGUGUUGUUUUUCAACUCGUUGCAAAACUCGACGACGGUCAGUACAUGUCAUUCGGUCUCUCACCCGACCCUAAAAAGACCGUAAUGAUCGGCGGUGACGUCGUCGUUGCUUGGGUCGACAAACAGACACUCCAAGGAUACGCCGUCGACUACUUUUUGGAUGCCAAAUCUCAAUGUUCAGGUCGAAGAGGCAGCUGCCCUGACGUACGCAUACAGGACGACACAAACUCCGUCAGCCUUUUAAACGCGGCUAUGGUGAACGGCUACAGUAUAGUGACCUACCAACGUCCUCUGAAGGCCUCAGAUGAGCUGGACGUUUCCAUAACAACGAACGGUAGCCAGGCGAUAAUAUGGGCCAUCGGACCUUUGAAUGAAAGAAAAGAAGUCAGUUUUCACAGCGAAUAUCUAAAAAAAGAUCAAUUCAUUGAAUUCGGUCGACCGCCUCGCUGGAAUUGCCCAAUGCCAGAUACUCUGGAUAAUGAAAAGGUCCUUGUGAACAAAGACAAGGACAGCACUUCUCAGCAAACCGCAAUCACCACCCGAAGACCUUCUCAUGGGCCCGCAACUCCCGCACCAGCAUCGAAGAAAGGAGCUUGGGUGAUCCCGCCUAUUCAGUGCGAUGAGCCUGAAGAUGGUGUUUUUUAUGCCCAGAUGGGACCAACAGGUGGAAAACACGGAUACUCGGCAAUCACAGGACACGUCGGCUGGGGGGUUUCGUGGUACAUAAACGGUCUUUUGAUUCCUGAAAUCAACGUGGUAAGAGGAAAAAAAUACAGUUUCAUUGUUGAGGCUGGCUCGGAUUCCGAAGUACCGGCGAGGUACCAUCCCUUCUACAUUACGGACGAUUCCGUCGGUGGAUACCAGCAUAAAACUCCAGAAGAAAAGGCGAACGUAACAAUAUACGCCGGAGUAGAACGAAUACGUGGAAAAACAAAGUUGACGGGUGUAGGGAGGUUCUGUUACUGGACACCAGACCAGAAUGUCGAUUCCGACGACUUUUCAUCGUUCGGAGCUUACCAGAGAACCUUGACGUUGAAAUGUGACGCAGGCGAAGAUCCUGGAGUCGUUCACUGGACUCCCGAUAAAAAUACACCUGACACUGUUUAUUAUCAGUGCUACACUCAUCGUUAUCUCGGCUGGAAGAUCAACGUUCACGAUGACUGUGACAUCUCGCCCGAAGGAGCGGCCAGCGAAGUUCGUGAGGUUUACGCUAAGGCUCCCGAAGCAUUGGAUGAAUUUUCUGACUUGGAUUCAGAAAGUUCGGGAAGCGUCAGAGUGUCUAGCAAGCUAAAUACCAUCGAGUCAAAGAUGUCUCAGACCGACGUACAGCAGCAGACACCAAAACCAACUGUACCAACAGACCCGGCAAGAAAUACAGGAUUCAAGCCAGAGUCAGUAGUUGUCGAGGGUGGAUUUAAACCAAUCAUCAGGAUUACCGACGUUACAAAAUUCGCGGAAGACAGACGGUUCGAGGGUGGAUCAUCGGAAAUGGAUGACGAUAUCCCUGAAAACGGUAAAGAGUAUCGUCCAUUGGAUAGUUUCGAACCAAUGUUCGUUCCUUCUCCUCCAGACCGAAACCAGAGCAAGAAGAGGAAUCAAAUGAUGAGGAAAAAAGCUCAGUUAUUAAUAAACAAGCAAAGAUUAAACGACGAAUCGACGGACAUGGAAACAGCAGCUGACCGAUUAGAAGCUUAUUACUUGCCAGCUGUACCUGCUGGCGCUGUGGAGAAUCCUGCAGGAUUGAAACCCACGAGACUCAACAAAGAAGUGAACGAAGGUCGGUUGGUUACAGCAGACGGUACUCAAGUUCAAGAUCAAAAUUUAGCUCGAUCGAUCCCUCGAGUUUCGUCAGAACGUUUAAGAAGCAGGAUUUCAUCCGAUGCUUUGAGCAGAACGCCUCAGUUUGGACAAUUCAGAGGUGAAUUACCACCGCCCAUUCCCGGAGAUUUGAGAACCGACAAUAUACCGCAAUUACAGCAACAAAAUUUCAGAAAAAUUUCCACAAGUUCAUCGGGAUCCUUGUACAAAGACAGAAACAAUAAUCAUGCGGGAUCCACAAGACUAACUGUUGUUCAAAGAUCGAGAAGAUCGGCGCAUCACGUUCCUGGACACGAUGAUUCUAGUGACGGAAUGAAUAAUACCGAGAGCGUUGUAACUCACGCGCAAGUUACUCCUACUAUAAAUCAAAAAAAUAAUCAUGAUAUCCCGGGGGAGCAUGAUCACCAUGAUCAUUCACAGCACGAUCAUUCGAAACAUAUACAUCACAACGAAAAUGGCGACACCGAAUCGCCCAGUGCGGGGGAAUUGAUCAUGGCAAAUAUCAAAUGGAUUAUUCUUACCGUCAUUUUAUACUUUGUCAUAUAAUCUAUUAACUAUUUCGGGUGGGGAAACGAACGCCUCCAUUACUUCAUCGUGUCAAUAAUAAUCAGCAAUCUGUUAUCAAUAGCCCGAUAAUUAAAUAUGGUUCUGAUUAAAGUGCUUUAAUAUAGUAAUAAUAUUCAUGAUGAUGAUUAUAAUAAUGACAUAAUAAUAUUAAUUAUAACAGUAAUAAUAUUUUAAUUAUAAACUUCACAUUGUUUUAGGCGACACGGAUGGGCGCGCGUUAACGUAGGAGCCUCUAUUCUUACUAAUCAAUUAUUAGAUACAUCGAUCUUUACCGUUACUUCACCAAUAAGUAUUGCAAUUGAGAACUUAAUAAUCAUGUAAUUCCAUUAAAAUCACCCACCGGGGUCGUUCUCACCUAAGUAGUUGAAAAAAUGAAGAAAUUAUCACGACUUCGACCCCCAGACAGUUUUUUUCUUAUUUUGUUCAUUUAUAUACGCAUGAAGAUACAUGUAAUUACAUAAAUUUACAUAAAUGAUUAGGGAUUCAUAAUGAAAUAUAGAUACAUAUACGAUAGUAUAUUCAUAUUACUGAUAUCGAUAAAUUUGUAUUAUUAAUUAGAAAUUGUUAAGUUUGCAGAAAUAGUUUGUAAAUAUAUACCUAAUUAAUAUAAUAGAAUUGCCGACUGUUUUAAUAAAUUUCAAGAAAUGAUCCUCA
Athalia rosae (coleseed sawfly) is the source of this 4144-nucleotide messenger RNA. It is a transcript of the gene Skeletor, whose product is annotated as protein Skeletor, isoforms B/C. The transcript has 14 exons. NCBI's taxonomy places the organism in Eukaryota, Metazoa, Arthropoda, Insecta, Hymenoptera, Athaliidae. The coding region runs from base 125 to 3469 and encodes 1114 amino acids. The record is from RefSeq and is a predicted model, not a curated record.